Messenger RNA from Orbicella faveolata, 2211 nucleotides. RefSeq lists its product as uncharacterized. NCBI's taxonomy places the organism in Eukaryota, Metazoa, Cnidaria, Anthozoa, Scleractinia, Merulinidae. The record is from RefSeq and is a predicted model, not a curated record. Gene Ontology annotation, molecular function: phosphatidylcholine lysophospholipase A1 activity.
GCAAGUCUCAAACAUCAAGUUAUCUGGAAGAACUGACAAAAGAUAAUGCAAUCUGAGAAACGGAGGAACACUUCAGUUUUAUUCUAAACCUGGGGCCACAUGUACAUUGCACUCCUCGAGGAUUCGAAGAUGUUUGUUUUCAUAAAACGUAAAUGUAUUUCACUGGUACUGAGCGUGCUUCUGCUUUCACCACUGACCGUAUAUGUAUUCGUUUCAAGCCGCGCCAUACAAAGCGGACGAAUCGUAAGAAUUUUAUGCUUCGGCGAUUCUCUGACUUUUGGAAUGACGAACGGAUGGCCGCAUCCUUACACGUCAAAGUUACAAGAAUAUUUCAACUUGAACGAACAAAAACGACCAAGGAGUCAUUCAGUGUUGCACCAUGUUGAACUUUUCAACGCAGGGCGGUCUGGAGAGAAAGUACAGCAAGAAAUGCUACCCCGACUGCAAAGAAUCUUUCAGGGAACAACUAAAUACCACUGGGUUAUUAUUUUAGGAGGGACGAAUGAUUUGUUUGGGAUGAGGAGUAUAUGGGCAGAGAACAACAAAGUCAAAGACGAGCAUUCAAUAUUUAAUGCCAUUGUUCAACUUCACCGGGCUGCUCACGAAACGGGAGCGAGAACCGUUGCCAUGACAAUUCCCGCCUUACAGUGUGAAGUGAACAGAAAACGCAGAAUCAGUGUUAUCAUGGAAGUGAGGUUGAAAGUGAAUGAAAUGAUCCGUUAUUUCGUCAAGCAUUCAGGGGGAAAAGUGCUUCUUGCUGACCUUGAUAAGAAAAUGCCUCUAUCUCGAGACCAAAUGUUGUGCGGCGAUGGUGUUCACUUAACUGCGUCAGCUUACGACCAUAUGGCAUAUAUAAUUUACCAAUCGAUUUACAAAGAACUAGUCUGAACAAAUUACAAGGCACCAAAAGAAAGUGUUUCGCACCAAAGCACAGUUCGAUGUGACAUUCUCUCCAAGAGCCACCUGUCACUCAUAGCCGGCGGGGCCUAGGCACGAGGAAAAGGUUGCUCUGAAGACACGUAAUUUCAUUGGGCUUAAUUCAAUGCAGGUUCCUUUACCUGAAAAAACUGCUGGUUGAUCUAACUAAAACCAUUUGAUCACAGACCUACUGACAAAUUUCCCUUUAAGGAAAAAUCAAGCCCGGUUUUCACUACCACACGAGGACAAGCACAAGCUCAAGCAUAACCAAAUAAGGACGCCCACAACACAAGCAUAACCACACGAACACAUACAUGUAGUUUUUUGCUUAGUUAAACUGAAAUUUAGCGAUACUUUAUUCCUGAAUGAAGUUUUCCUUUUCCUCUAUAAUUUUGACACAGGGAUUUUCAAUUUAUUCAGCUCACAUAACGUAAAAAAGAUUAGAACUGAACUCGACUGAAUAACAUGUGCAAAGGAAACAAAGCAAAACAAGCAGUAAAGGAAUCAAGGAUUAUGAAUAGGGUGUACUGGACAGCUCUUAGACAAAUUCUGAAAUAAAGCCAUAAAGACAUCCAGUUCAGUCUUUUAAUGAUCUGAGAUAAAAUACACCACUAAGAUCUACUCUAAACUUCAUUGACAUUGUAGUCUCACUAUCUUCAGAUUUAAAUCAAAGCCUGAACCACUGUGACUUGUACUCUACAAUUCACAGUCAGUCUUUUUAAAUCCUGAAGAACUACUUAUUAUACUUCUUAAGAUUAAAAACGCUGGUGUUAGCCUGGGGUCGGGCUAUAAUGUCACUGCACUAAGUAACCCAGAAGUCAAAACUAAAACUAGAAGCCACAUAAAAGAAAAACAAGAGCACAGAAAGUUGAACCUGAUCACAGGUCAAGUUACUUCAGUUGUGUCAAAUGAAUGAUUGCCAUGAUGCAGUCUUAUUUUACUCAAGUGAGCAUUAUUUCCUUAAUAUGCAUUUACAUUGAUGUACUGAUAUAAUUUAAUAUUCUGUUUAUGCUGUGACCAUAUCUCUCAGUGGCAAUGUUUGUUUGCAAAGUUGAUGGCUCCAUUAAGCAUUUUAUUGUCUUAAGAAAACCAUGAUUCUGAUAAAAGAAUGUUCCAGUUAAGAAAUAACCUUUCAAACUCAAAAAUAGGUUUUGAUGGGACCCUAACUCAUGUAGAGUCACAAAUCUUAUGCAAACAUUCUUCUCACUUGGUUACAAUAUACAAUGUAGGAAGAUGGGUAUUAAUGCACAUAAUUUAGAAUAACUUGCACAUCAUAGCAAAGGAAGGCAUACA